This is a messenger RNA of Pelmatolapia mariae (spotted tilapia), 1675 nucleotides long. It is a transcript of the gene txndc12, whose product is annotated as thioredoxin domain containing 12 (endoplasmic reticulum). The transcript has 7 exons. Gene Ontology annotation, cellular component: endoplasmic reticulum. The record is from RefSeq and is a predicted model, not a curated record. Lineage: Eukaryota; Metazoa; Chordata; Actinopteri; Cichliformes; Cichlidae. Bases 66 to 587 code for a protein of 173 amino acids.
GGCUAACUAUCGGUCACUGCUAUUAGCUGUUCCCGUCCGCAUUUUGACAAGGAAAAGCACUCAAAAUGCAAACCUCUCUGCUGAACUUCGGCCUUUUCUCAGUUUUUCAGCUUUUAAUCUCUUUAUCGUAUUUCCAGGAGGUUGUGGAAGCCACCAGCGGGAGAGGAUUCGGUGAUCACAUCCACUGGAGGACGCUGGAAGAUGCCAAGAAAGAAGCUGAAGCCAGCGGGCUGCCGAUCAUGGUCAUCAUCCACAAGAGCUGGUGUGGAGCCUGCAAAGCACUGAAGCCCAAGUUUGCUGAAUCCAAGGAGAUCUCUGAACUGGCGCACAACUUUGUAAUGGUGAACCUGGAGGAUGAAGAGGAGCCAAAGGAUGAAGCCUUCAGCCCAGAUGGGGGAUACAUUCCUCGGAUUCUUUUCCUUGAUCCGCUCGGCCAUGUCCAUCCUGAAAUCAACAACAAAAACGGGAACCCCAACUACAAGUACUUUUACAGCAAUGCAGAACACGUUAUAUCCGGUAUGAAGGAGGCUCAGGACAAGCUGACAGGGGACGCCUUCAACCAAGGUCACACUGGAGAUGAGCUGUGAGGAGGCUACGACGGGCUUCAGGCUGUAAGGGCUAAACUUCCUCUACCUGAGCCUGUGCUUUCAAGUUCCUCCAAACCACCCCUUAGGAUAUUUAUCCUUUUUCACACAGUGGGGUUCGUCUCACUGACUGAAGCCAACCAUUAUAGGAAUCGGUGCUUUAGUAUUUCUCUCUGUCCUUUACUACUACUCCUAAUGUAAUUAAAUGCCAUAUACUGUACUUACUGUCUGUAGAGGAUACAACCAACUCAAAUUAGCCACGUUUACUGCCAUCUGUUGUCAGUUAGUUAGAAACAUCACAUCUUUGAAAAGCCAAGACUUUAGGAAGAUGCUCCGUCUGCCAUAGACAAGUUUCGUUCUCAAACACACAAAGAGACCUUUAAAGUUUUCACCCAGGAGCAUUGAAGCUACACUUUUCACCUUAGUUCAGAUUAAGUAUUUAAACGCCUCCAGUGAUGUGCUUCCAGAGAUCCUCUACAGUAGGUGUAUCUUAUCUAUCUGUGAAACUUUUCACCAUGCACGACAUGGGGUUUGAACUUCUGAUUUGUUACUGAUUUAUUCCUGCCAGUUUGUGUGUACUUACUCAUCCAAACCAUAGACAGUAUGGAAGAUGGCUGGAGCUACCAUGUCGCCACGCUCUGGUUAGAGAAGUCUUGUUCUAAAGCCUUGAUGAGCUAAUUCGCUGUCACCUUCUUUUGGGUUUUGAAACCAUCAGCUCAUCAGGAAGUGUUUAAAAAGUCAGGGGAGAGGGUCUUUUCCACAUAGACUUCUAUAGGAUCCGAGGUCUUUUUGCAACCACUCGAGUCGCCCCCUGAUGAUCAUUAGAAAGAAAGCAGUUUUGAGGUACUUUGUGCUUCUGGCGUCACUUUUCAGACACUGAAGCUGCCUCCACCUUUUAUACCGUCUAUGAUCUAUAUCUAUAUUAGUUUUUUUGUUUUUUUUUUCUUUCCUGUUUUGCUGCUUGUAAAGUGACACCCCUCUUCAUUUUUUAUGGGCCUCAUUAAACUCUUGAAUUAAGGGAAGGAAUCAUUUGUGAAGUGUCUUGAUGUAUUUUAUACAUGAACACGGCCAAGUGUGCAAAUAAAGUUUGU